Molecule: messenger RNA, 572 nt
Organism: Candidula unifasciata
Lineage: Eukaryota; Metazoa; Mollusca; Gastropoda; Stylommatophora; Geomitridae
Source: the annotation of a GenBank genome assembly
AUGGCGAGCUUCAUUAGAAGAAAACGAGCGUUCCUACUGAAGAUACUGAUUUGCAUUCCUAUCUUGUACCUGGUGUCUCUGGUCGUCUUCACUGCCAAUAGUGACAGGACACUGCCAUUCCCAGAGACCAACGAGAAGAGGCACCUAGAAGCAAUAGAUCAGGCUGAUCCGAUGGGUAGAUUGCCUGGCCGUGACAGAAAUCUACAUGUGAUUCAGAUGCAGCCCCAAGCAGAUCCUGCUCACAACGUUGACUUGGGUUUUCAGGAGAACAAGAGGCAACUAAAGCCAUUGGAUGUGAACAUUGACCACGAAGUAAAGCAAGUCGGCAAAGUGGACAUGAAAGUCGAAAACAAAAACAGACCGGAUGUACAAAAUAUACAGACGGUGGUGAAAACGACAAGUGACCCUAAUGCACCGGGUGAAAACGGAAAAGGUGUCGCCAUUGACAAAGAUAAACUUUCUGUAGAAGACAGAAAGAAAUUUGAUGAAGGCUGGAAGAACAACGCCUACAACCAGUUCGCCAGUGAUAUGAUCUCUCUGCAUCGAAGCCUUCCCGACGUCCGGGAUAAAGA